Molecule: messenger RNA, 1590 nt
Organism: Hyphopichia burtonii NRRL Y-1933
Lineage: Eukaryota; Fungi; Ascomycota; Pichiomycetes; Serinales; Debaryomycetaceae
Exons: 1
Coding region: 1-1590 (529 amino acids)
Molecular function (GO): protein binding
Source: RefSeq, a predicted model, not a curated record
AUGACAUUAACAGAGCUUCCAUUUAACAUCCUUGACGGGAUAAUAUCGGUUACGCCCCAAGAAGACUUGACUAGGUUAUCGCAAACGAAUAAAUGCUUCCGGUUUAAGAUUAACCAAAGUCUUUAUAGGAAGAUCUUGAUAACAAAUGAAGAGAAUGUGCAUCAUGAUGAGUAUACGGUUAUUCCGGUUGGUAAGUUGGAUAAGUUUGCUGCCAGUUUGAAUUCGUUUAAUUUUGGGUUUAUUCAUUCGAUAUAUUUUCAAGUGAAUCUGACAUUAGAGGUGAAUGAUUAUCAGGGAUUUUAUGAUAAGAUAUGUCAAUUAUGGAAUGAACAAGCUGAUCAUAAGAUCUAUUUGUUUAAUUUUGAUUGUGCAAACUUGCGUCAUUAUCAACUGUUUAAUGCAUUGCUAUCAUCCAAUUUAACCUAUAUUGAGGAUACUGGAGAGUCAAAAUUGGCCAAUUUGAAGAUUAAUAAUUUGCAAAAUUGGAUUGUUCAUGAUAUGAAUGAAUUCAUCAGUUUACCUUUUAAUCCUAAUUUGAGACAUUUGGAUAUUGUGAUUGAUCGCUCGUUGAGCUUUUUAUCGAAUCCUUUGCAAUCGAUUAUUGAUUCGGGAAACACCAUUCGCAAUUUGGUUAACGUUGAAAGCUUGAAUCUUGAUAGUCCUUCCAGUGUACAGUUUCUUGUUCAACUUUAUAAAGAGUGUCCCUUUGCCAUGGACAAUUUGACCAGUUUGUCCUUGACUAGUUCUCAUAAUUACCGCCAUCCAAAAUUAGACUAUCAAGAGUUAUCCAAGUUUAUAAAUUUUAAUGCAUUAACGGAUUUUGAAUUGAAGGUUAACUGCAAUCAUACCGAUUGUCAAUGCAUAACUAAUUUUUUCAAUAACUGGUUUUCUGCUUCUCAAAAGAUUAAUUUGAAGAAAUUGGUUCUUUUAAAUUAUAAAUCAGUUUUACUUCCAAAUAACAUCAACCAAUUCAAUCAAGUACUCCGAUACUUUAUCUUUAAUUCGAAAUUAGAAUCGUUAAAUGAAUUAGUAAUCAAUGUUAAUGAUUUUACCAAACCCCUAAACUCAACAGUUCAAUUUGAUUUGAAAAUGAUGAUUGACAAAUUGCCUCAUUUAUCUAACUUAUCUAAGCUAGUUAUUCCGGAUUUUUUCAACCGUCAUUUGAAACAAAUUAAGCCUUUUAUAUCGCAUUUCACUAAAGAUCUCGAUGAUAAACCAAUCUUGGAUCUUCUUUUGAAUCAUUGUCAUUGUGACAAUUGCCAAGUGACUAGAUUUAAUUUCAAACAUUUGGCUCAAAAAGGUUACAACGAUAAUCAUAACUACUCAAUUACAGAAUGUCCUAUGGGGAUUUCAAACAAUGUCAAUGUUAAUGAUAAAUCAACUCAAGAAUUCUUUAAUUACAUUAUCAUCAAUUUGAAAAAUGAAUUUGCAUCCACUAGCUACUUACGAAAAAAUUUCUACCACUGCAAAUCUUCCUUCACCGAAAACUUUAUUCAAUUAAUAAACCAUGGGAUAAUGGGUGACUUAUUCAAAUUCAUCAAUACUAAAAAUGAUGACUUGCAUUGCAACUUUGGUGGUAUCAGUGUAUAA